Messenger RNA from Schistosoma mattheei, 2424 nucleotides. NCBI's taxonomy places the organism in Eukaryota, Metazoa, Platyhelminthes, Trematoda, Strigeidida, Schistosomatidae. The record is from the annotation of a GenBank genome assembly.
AUGGAAGAGGAUCCAUGUGUAGUGCUUGGUUCAACGGUUUCUGAUAUAAGUGAUCUGAAAAAAGAUAUCGUUAGUCUUGGCCGUGUUCUAAGAGCUUGUGAUUUUCAAAACGUGGAUGAUUUAAAGGACAUUGAUGAAAUUAAUUCAUUCCCAUAUAAAAUGUAUUGUUACGAGGAAAAGAAUGAAAUAACUUCAUGUGGGACUAUUUUUUCUGAUCUCAAAAGUAUCAAAAGCCUUUUAUCCGAUACCUCUAGUGCUUUUUCAUCAUACAGUGAACAAUUACGGACCGUAUCUUCAGUUGUUAACAAACUUUCAGAACUUCCCAAAGUAGCAUUGUCCGAAAACUCGUGCCUGGGCUCGAUAGAAACAGAGCAAGAUUUCUAUCACCUGUUAAGUACAUUGGCUAGAGGUUUACAAAGCGGAUUGUUUGCUCGUAUACGGGAAUUGAGUACAUUUUCUCUAGACAAAUGCCUAAGUGAAUUUAUAGACCAAUAUAAUGAGCUGAAUAUAAAAUAUAAUGAACUAUUAGUAAUGUCGUCUCAAAUACCUACAAAACAGUCAAGUUCUACUGUUCUCCUCGACCAAACUGCUGUCUUUGAAAUGCUUGAAAGAGAAAUGAGCAAUUCCGCCAAAGAAAUUGAACAUGUCCGUUCCAGUUUUGAAUCUCGUUUAAACUCCAUCACUGCUGAUUGGGAAUGUGAACGGUCAAAGUUGAUGACGGAGUUGCACAAAAAAGAAGUGGCAAUCGAAGAAUUGCAGCAAUUAAUAGAAGCUAAAGAAAUGGCUUAUUCAAAAGUUAAAGGUGAUCUAGAUGAAUUAGUACAACAAUUCUGCUCAAAAGAAAAUACUGCAGUCGGUCCAAAUAUGUCUUUAAAUCAGUUACGGUCAUUUCUAAAUAAACUUGAAAAUAAAUGUCCAUGGAUUUGGGACUUAUUCUAUGGAAAUUGCAAUGAAAUAACGUCUUCUGCAUUGCCAAAUCCUAUUGAACAGAAAAAGUCACUAAACAAAAUUAUUUUAGAAAGAAACGAGCUUGAAGAUCAGUGGCAUCAAACAAAACAAGAGCUACUCUCACUUAGGAACUCACAUGUUGAAUUGACUAAUCAGUUAAAAGCUAAAAAUGAUGAGCUGAAUGAGAUGUUUGAAAAAUCGUCAAAACUACAACAACGCGUAUCUCACUAUCGUGAAUUAGUGAAUAAACUAUGUGAUCCGAGAAUGGCUGUUGCUUUUGCAGAUAAUGUUCGUCAAAAUUUGUCUUCCAAUAAAACUGAUGUUCAUUGUAGCAGUUCAUCUACUAUUCAAUCAACUCCUUUGACUAAUUCAUCAAGCUCAAUGAAUUUUAAUAAUAUAACUCCUUGUGUACAAUCAGAUCAAGAAAACUCAUUAGCUACAGUUAGUACACUUGUAACAAACAAAUCGUCUUCGCCGUCUUCUCGUAAAUCUUCCGAAACCUCAUCUACAUCAAUCUUCUCUCGCGUCGGUGCUGCAGUUACGGCGAUUGCUAAUGUUAUAACUUCGCCUAAACGUCCUCAACAGUCUCCUGAAUAUUCAUCUGAUAAUAAACGCAGUCGUCCCUCUGUAUCUGUUACAGAACCUACAGGUUUAGCGAAAUCUGAAGAAAAACCUGUUCUCUAUGAUGCCGUUCCGAAUAAAAUUUCGCAUCCCAUUUUAUCAACGAAGUCGAGUAAUUUUGUCAUUCCUGAAAAACCAAUCUUACCAUCAUCAUCAUCGUCUUCAUCAUCAACAGCCAUUCUUGACAACGGCCCUAUGAGACAUCAUAGUUCAACACGUAAACCACUUACGGAAUUGCCUAGAUCAAAAGUUAAAUCGCCUACCACCCACAAAUCGGAUCAUUUUCUUUCACCAUUUUCAUCUACUCCGCUUUCAAAAAAGGAAUAUGUCGAAAAUUGUUCAAAACCGAUUACCGAUUUUCAUGAUUUUCAUUCGGAAAAAUUAAAUCCUGAUUUUAGCUUUUUGAAACAUGGACCAUUAGCAGAAAGUACAUCUCAAUUACCACAGGAUGUACUCCGUUCUGUUCAUGCUAAUAUUGGUAAAGAUCAUCAAGAUGCUAAUCGUCGACCAUCUGAAUUCAUUGAUCGUCCUACUAUUUCUCAACCACAAAAUAAGAAAGAUGAAAUUUUUCUUACUCCUGCAGCGCCUAAACCUCUCAAUCCAUCUUGGCAAAUUUCUAAGCAAGAACCUUCAAAACAGAAACCAUCUCUAGAAGUACAUAACAAUAUGAACUCAAACGAACUGAAUAAAAUCUCAUCAUGCAGUGAUCAGAAAAAACGGGAUAACAUUUACACUAACACCAACUCUAUCAGUCAGAAGAUUCAGAAAAAUUCAUCAACAGCAUCAGCUCCUACAUCACUGCAUAGAAAAACUUCAAACACUAUUACACCACCUCAAGAGUGUAAUCCAUCCUAA